Messenger RNA from Sphaerulina musiva SO2202, 2393 nucleotides. Its product is annotated as methionyl-tRNA synthetase. Gene Ontology annotation, biological process: methionyl-tRNA aminoacylation. Gene Ontology annotation, molecular function: methionine-tRNA ligase activity; ATP binding. The record is from RefSeq and is a predicted model, not a curated record. Gene Ontology annotation, cellular component: cytosol; aminoacyl-tRNA synthetase multienzyme complex. Bases 147 to 2129 code for a protein of 660 amino acids. Lineage: Eukaryota; Fungi; Ascomycota; Dothideomycetes; Mycosphaerellales; Mycosphaerellaceae. The transcript is spliced from 2 exons.
CACAACUCCACCACUUCGACAUACACAAGACGUUUUGUUUAAUUUGCCCGGAACCUGCCCCUCCUGAAUAAUACACAACCUACCUGUGCGAUCCCUCAUCUCCACCGAAAUUACGCCCGUUCUUCGUCCAGCACACAGCACGCGACAUGAGCACGGCAACGACGGCGACGACGACGACGACGACGAAAAAACAGGCGAUUCUGCCGGAAGAGGGAAAGCGAAAUGUCUUGAUCACUUCGGCCCUGCCGUACGUCAAUAACGUGCCGCACUUGGGCAACAUCAUCGGGUCCGUCCUGUCAGCCGACGUCUUUUCUCGCUACAGCAAGGCGCGAGGCAACCCGACCCUUUACAUUUGCGGAACAGAUGAAUACGGCACUGCCACCGAGACCAAGGCCAUCGAGGAGGGUGUGACGCCGCAGCAACUGUGCGACAAGUACAAUAAGCUGCACAAGGAUGUCUAUGACUGGUUCGAGAUCGAGUUUGACCAUUUUGGCCGCACUCCCACGAAGCAGCAGACGGAAAUUGCCCAGGACAUCUUCACCAAGCUGAACAAGAAUGGGUAUUUGGAGGAGCAGACGACGCAACAGCCAUACUGCACACAACAUAAUUCUUUUCUGGCAGAUCGAUUUGUCGAGGGAGAGUGUCCGCUAUGUGGCUACAAUGACGCGAGAGGAGACCAAUGUGAUAAGUGCGGACAUCUGCUAGAUCCUCUGGAGUUGAUAAAUCCGCGUUGUAAGCUGGAUGGCGCCACCCCCGAAGUGCGCCAGACGAAACACAUCUACCUUCAACUCGACAAGUUGCAGGAGAAGACGGCAGAGUGGAACAAGAAGAGCCAGGUCGACGGUGUGUGGAGCGACAACGGCAUCAACAUAACAAAUGCAUGGAUCAGAGAAGGCCUGAAGCCUCGCGGUAUCACCAGAGAUUUGAAAUGGGGUACACCUGUCCCUCUUGAGGGAUACGAUGACAAAGUCAUGUAUGUGUGGUUCGAUGCUUGCAUUGGCUAUGUGUCCAUCACAGCCAACUACACCGAGCACUGGGAGCAGUGGUGGCGAAAUCCAGAGAAUGUGAAGCUUUAUCAGUUCAUGGGCAAGGACAAUGUGCCUUUCCACACCGUGGUCUUCCCUUCAUCGCAAUUAGGAACUGGAGACAAGUGGACUAUGCUCAACACGCUUUCGACGACCGAGUACCUGAACUAUGAGCAUGGGAAGUUCAGCAAAUCAAGGAACAUUGGCGUGUUUGGAAACAGUGCCAAGGAAACUGGCGUGUCACCCGAUGUGUGGAGAUAUUUCCUCCUACUCCGACGACCAGAGACCUCUGAUACCGAGUUCGAGUGGGAUGGGUUCAUCGCAGCCAACAACAAUGAGCUUGUUGCAAACUUUGGCAACUUCGUCAAUCGUGUCCUCAAGUUCGUCAACUCUGCCAACUACGACAGCGUCAUCCCGGCCUGGCCCAAAGACAGUCUGCCCGAGGAGGUCUCGGCCGGCCUCAAGAAACAUCUGGUCGACACAAAUGAGAAAUUGAAGCAGUACAUCACCGAGAUGGAUGCUGUCCACCUCAAAGGUGCUCUCAUCGUGGCCCGCGAGAUCUCCUCACUGGGUAACCUCCUUCUGCAAUCAAACAAACUCGACAAUGCCCUCUUCACCAACGAACGGGCCCGUUGUGACGCGGUCGUGAACAUUGCCGUCCAACACAUCCAUCUCCUGGCCUCGGUGAUCGCUCCUUACCUACCACUCACAACAAAAGCUAUCCUUUCCCAGCUGCAAACGGAACUCCUCAUCAUUCCAGACGACUGGAAGGCAGAAAGCAUCCCAGCAGGACACAAGAUCGGCAAAGCAGCCCAUCUCUUCAAGAAUAUCAAGCCCGAACAGGCCCAGGUGUGGAAGGAGAUGUUUGGUGGAGAUGAGUUAAAGAAAGCCAAGGAAGAAGAGGCGAAGAAGAAGGCUGCGAGGAAAGCAGACAAGGACAAAAAGAAGGCGAAGAAGGCUGCUGAGAGAGCUGCGAAUGCUGAGGGUGUUGGUGCGGGUGUGGAGGCAAGUGCAAGGGAUGGAGUAGAGGCCAAAGCGCAGACUGGUGACGCGGUGGAUGCUGUGACAGAUGGAGUGAAGCAGAUGACAUUACCGACUUCUUAGCUGGAGUGGGUGGAACUUACCUGCUGUUCUUUGUUGUCGAUCGAAUGGCUGCGAUGAGAAUCCAGGGUGAACACCCAUAUUGUCUCGAGUCUGCUAGUGCCACCGUGAGAGCAGAAAGAAGCCGAUCAAUAAUGAGCUCGCGUGGAGUGCCAUUUAGGGCCUUUCAACCUUGUCAACGCCUCGUUGUCAGUAGUGGUGUGAUGUGCCGUAGCGAGCAGAUAUGCUGGGAAGUCCGAGUCAUCCGAAAAUGCAUUUAUCACCAAA